AUGAAUGAUAUUGCUAACAAUCUUGGCAAUCUGACCAAUGCAUUCAUGGGGAGUAUGGCACCAGCAGCAUCGGUCAAUGUUCCACCACCUCCAAAUGGCUUUGAUGUGAAUGUUGCAAGUCUAUCUACAUUGCAGGAACGUUUCAGCACCUUCAGUAAUGAUCCUCGCAUUGCUCAACAUCCCAGCACCAUCAACGUUCUCCAUGGUAUGACAAAUGCCUAUUCCGGAUUGGUCAACCAGUUUGUUGACAUGAACCAGCUGCAUCAAUACAUUCCCAUGAAUCCUAACAAUGGACAUGGCAUUGGCAAUUUGAGCGAGGACAAUGAAAGUGAUGGAGAUGACAGCAAUGGUGUCCGUGUCUAUGGCAGCGACCAUGAUGGUGAUGGUGAUCAUGAUGGAGACAGUGACAGCGACCUCUAG
Molecule: messenger RNA, 420 nt
Organism: Seminavis robusta
Lineage: Eukaryota; Bacillariophyta; Bacillariophyceae; Naviculales; Naviculaceae
Source: the annotation of a GenBank genome assembly